UGGAAAUGUGUCAUAUGCUCACCACUCCACAAGCAGUAAACCGUCGUACCGAUACGGCAGACAUGAGCGCUACCUAUAGCUUUCUCAUCGCAUCGGUAAACGAUCUCCGGAGAGAAAGCGGACGGACAGAUAGAUCGAACAACCAACACACUGAUGCAACACACACAACACAACACAGAUUGGAAACAACAGAUCAGUAGGGGAAAUAUUCUGUACCGACCGGCUGAUAGCAGGUAGUAUCCGUACACCAGCUAGGGAAUCCCCCAAACCAAACCGGAACGAAUGGCCCAAAAGUGUACCAGACGGCGUAACCCUUUACAACCCGACUGUUUAAAUAUUUGCAAAAUUUGUGUGACCUGUUGAUUUGUGUAUCGAGCCCUGAAGAUGGUCCAAUAGCCGGACCGAAACGUCGGCGAUGAUAGAAGAUUAAUCAACGCAAUUUAUUAGACUGAGAGCCGAAAAUUCCAAAGUCAACCAUCAUCCAGUCGAAACUUGUAAUUCAACAACAUGGCGGAAACACACACGUCUUUCUACACGAAAAUUGGCCAAGACUAUGGACCCGCGGUCCAAAGAAAUUUCAAAGAGUAUGCAAGUAACAAUCGUAAAUUGGGAAACAUGCUGAGUCGGAAGAAUUUCCUCAUCGAGUGCAGACGGAAUGGGUUCGUUCCUCAACACAUUGUUCAUUCGUUGAAGUGUGUACACGAACUGCUAGCGACGAGAAGCCCGUACGCCCGCAAGUUGACAAACAGCAUCAUGCGAUUCCAGAAGACAUUACUCAAUGUCGAAAUUGAGGAUGCCUUCUACCGUAUCAAGGUGCUACAUCGGGAACUGGCACAUCUAAAGUCCCAAAUCAUCAACGAAACGGACUCGGUCAUACACCAGCAGUUCUUCACAAGCCAAGAAUUUGCGUUCCAUGGCAAUUUGCACAACAGGACAGACCAGACCAACAAGAAGCUCCGGCGUAUCGUCUCGAGAGCGAUGGACGAUAACCAGGAUCGUCUCCCAGAAGGUAACGAAAAAGCGAUCUUGAACACGACAUCGAAAGCGAUUCCCCCCGAAGCCAACAUACUGCUGAGCAUGGGUCCCAAGUUCGUCUUACCCUACAAAACACCAUCGCACAUCCCGUUUUUUCACCUAAUAGCCGACGUGGAAAACGUUCUGUCGUUAGGGGAGGACCAAGACGUACGAGAACGCACGAGAUGUCAAGUCGUCAACCACAUACAAAACUUCAUCCAAAGAUUUCCUAGUAAUAGCCCGUCACAGCUCGAACGGUUCUGUCACAAAGCAGAAGUCCAAACUAGGAAGUUUGUCAAAGACAACCCGGACAUCCUGAUAACGGAAGCGGACAAGGGAAACAGGACGGUGGUCAUGAGUUUGGAACAAUAUGAUGGGAAGAUGAUGCAGCUUGUCAACGACCCCGACACGUACGAACAACUGAGAUCGGAUCCAACCGAUAAAUACCAACGGAAAAACAACAGCAUGGUUCAACGCCUGGUCAAUCUGCAGCUUAUCGACGGUAAAACCAAAUACCAGUUGAUGUGCUACAACGCGGUGUGUCCACGCAUAUAUGGAUUACCGAAAGCACACAAGCAAGGAAUGCCUCUACGUCCAGUGGUGCCCAACGUCACAGCACCAACGUACCACCUCAGCAAAUACAUCGCGCACAUUUUACAGUCGUCGUUCACUAGCGAAUACGAUGCCAGAGAUUCGAAGACCUUCUGUGAAUAUGUGAAUCGACUAGAUGUACCCCCGGACCACAUAAUGGUCUCCCUUGAUGCCGUAUCCCUGUUUACAAACGUCACCAAGCCAUCUGUCAUUCAUGACGUGAUCAUGAUAUGGGACAAAAUCCGGGAAAAAACUAAAAUCAAUCUUGAUUUAUUCCUGGAAUUGGUUUCAUUUUGUAUGGAUGCCAGCUUCUUCUGCUUCAGAGGAAAGUUUUUCCAUCAACGGUCCGGUACAGCUAUGGGUAGCCCGCUGUCACCGGUGUUAGCGGACAUCGUGAUGGAUAGCAUCAUCAGCAGAGCAAUCAAUGCAGCGAACAUCCCACCGCAGUUCAUACGAAAGUAUGUGGACGAUCUGUUCUUGCUGAUCCACAAAGAUCGUGUCCAGGAGGUGCUGGAAAUAUUCAACCUACAAGAUGAAAACAUCAAAUUCACGUGCGAGGUUGAAGUGGACGGAAAGUUGCCAUACUUGGAUAUGCUGAUGAUCCAAACGGGUGAAGGAAGAAUAAAAACCGACUGGUAUUCCAAGCCGAUAUCGUCUGGCAGAAUAUUGAAUUUUUUCUCCUUCCAUCCCAUUCAUCAGAAACUCGGGGUUGCAACGAACUUCAUUAAUCGAGUACGCACCCUGAGCACCAUCCGGACCGAGGAAGAAAAGAAUCAACUCAUCCGAUGCCAGCUCAAAAGCAAUGACUACCCACUGCAUCUGAUAAACAGAAUGCUGCAUCAACCGAGACCACCCGAAGUAGCGGAAACUCCGAACAUGUACCGAUCUGUGGUGCACAUCCCCGGCCUAACACCAACCAUCAGGAGAAUACUGAGGCAAAAUGUCCCGUCGGUAGGCAUCGCAUGUAGCAACAACAACACAGUGAAACAACUGUAUAAAACAGCGAAAGAUCCCGUUCCAUACAUGCAAAAAUCAAAUGUCGUCUACAAAAUAGCAUGCCGAGAUUGCUCCGGUUGCUACAUAGGUAUGACCAAGAACCAGCUGCGUACGAGAAUGUAUGGUCAUCAAACGUUGGUAAACACGCUGGAUAGGAAGCUAUCAGCUGGACUCCCAUACUGUGAUCCAGAGAUACAGCUACUAUCACAGAAGACUGCAAUGAUGGAGCACUGUGUACAACAGCAGCACAGAUUCGAUGUAGGCAAUCCAACAAUCGUCGACUGCUGUUUCAAAACACAGGCUCUCCCUGUUUUGGAAAUGUGUCAUAUUCUCACCACUCCACAAGCAGUAAACCGUCGUACCGAUACGGCAGACAUGAGCGCUACCUAUAGCUUUCUCAUCGCAUCGGUAAACGAUCUCCGGAGAGAAAGCGGACGGACAGAUAGAUCGAACAACCAACACACUGAUGCAACACACACAACACAACACAGAUUGGAAACAACAGAUCAGUAGGGGAAAUAUUCUGUACCGACCGGCUGAUAGCAGGUAGUAUCCGUACACCAGCUAGGGAAUCCCCCAAACCAAACCGGAACGAAUGGCCCAAAAGUGUACCAGACGGCGUGACCCUUUACAACCCGACUGUUUAAAUAUUUGCAAAAUUUGUGUGACCUGUUGAUUUGUGUAUCGAGCCCUGAAGAUGGUCCAAUAGCCGGACCGAAACGUCGGCGAUGAUAGAAGAUUAAUCAACGCAAUUUAUUAGACUGAGAGCCGAAAAUUCCAAAGUCAACCAUCAUCCAGUCGAAAC
Aedes albopictus (Asian tiger mosquito) is the source of this 3406-nucleotide messenger RNA. RefSeq lists its product as uncharacterized. The record is from RefSeq and is a predicted model, not a curated record. Bases 508 to 3114 code for a protein of 868 amino acids. The transcript has 3 exons. Lineage: Eukaryota; Metazoa; Arthropoda; Insecta; Diptera; Culicidae.